Meira miltonrushii is the source of this 2475-nucleotide messenger RNA. RefSeq lists its product as uncharacterized. The coding region runs from base 90 to 2345 and encodes 751 amino acids. Lineage: Eukaryota; Fungi; Basidiomycota; Exobasidiomycetes; Exobasidiales; Brachybasidiaceae. The transcript has a single exon. Gene Ontology annotation, molecular function: transcription coregulator activity. Gene Ontology annotation, cellular component: SAGA complex. Gene Ontology annotation, biological process: regulation of transcription by RNA polymerase II. The record is from RefSeq and is a predicted model, not a curated record.
CAACCAUCAUCAUCAUCAUUCAAACAACCAACAUUCAAACGCGACGCGAAGAAAAGGGGGAACAAAUCCUAACUCUCAAUUUUGCCGUAAUGGCUACAACAGCUUCGGUCUAUAAUGCCAGUCGAACGACAAGACAAGUUUUAAAACGUCAUCGAAAAGAUGGACCAAGUUUAAUCCUGCAUUUAUACGUAAACACUUUUCGAUUUGAAAGACAAAAUGGUGCAUUCUUAUGCGAAAGUCCAUUGAAAAAUUUGCUAUACUUUAUUCGUGAUCAACGUGUUCCUGUGGAUUUAAUCGAUAUCUUUGAUGAAGCUAGGAUACCGUUCUUCGAAGGUUGCUUGAUCGUCGAAAUACACGAUCAUCGACCUCCUUCGGAUAGCAAUAAAUCCACUCUACCGCCUUCACAUCUAGCUCGUUUAGCAACUUCAGAGAACGAAAAUGGUACGCCUUCUUCACGAGCAUCGCCUUCAGCCAAUCCAGAAGGAAGCAGUAGCAGGAUAGAUGCAUCCAUACCUAUUUCCGAAUUCACCACGCGUUCACUUGGCGGGAAUUAUGGCUUUUUCAGAAGGGAUGGAACUUCACGACAAGGUAGGGAUGAGAAUGGUGCAAAUGGGGCAUUCAGUCCAAAUGUGUAUCGAAUCGUUCUUUAUCCCACUGCCGAGACACUAUGGAGUGACCUUCGUUAUUUGGACGAAACUGAAGGACAGGGGAUGUGGUCGGAUGAUGAUGUUUUGCAGAUCGAGAGUAGAAUCUUGACUCUCACUUCUCCUCCAUUAUGCCUCACGCCCGAUCCUCAAGCUAGUAGGAUUGCCAAUUUGAUGAUGAGCGCAACUGCCCUGCCUGCUUCUUACUCGCCAUUGUCGACCGCACCUCUACCUUAUCAUCGGCAGGCAACCAAAAAGCGUGGGAUCAACAGUAUCGAAUUGGAGCUGGACAAAUCGAGAAAGCGAAGAAGGGAGAAAGUACUUCGUCUUAUGGAACAAGGAAGUUUGUUGCGUGCCAAAGAUGGGAUUAUGGGCGGCGCACCAAGUCAUACUGCCAACUUUGGUCGGAUUGGCUUUAUUGAGCGUUGGAGGGCGAAUAAGAACUUGGAACAGAGCAAAGCGGCUCGUGUCAUCGAGAACAAGGACGGUAAAGAUGACGCUUCUGCACGUAGUGGAAGUAUAAGCAAGAAGAAAAAGAAGAAGAGCAAGACGGAAGAAGAGCCCGAGCCUGAGAAUUCGCCUACACCACCACCUCAACCAAAGAAGAAGAUGAGUAAGAAGAAAGCACAAAAGGAGAAAGAAGAACGUGAAAGAUUGGAGAAAGAGAGAGAAGAACGUGAAAAGGCGGAAAGAGAAGCAGCAGCAGCAAAAGCAAAAGAAGAAGAGAAGGGUAAGAAGCCAAAGAAGAUGAGCAAGAAGAAAGAGAAGGAACUGGCAGCGAAAAAGGCAGAAGAAGAGGCCGCAGCGGCGGCGGCAGCGGCAGCUGCAGCAGCUGAAGCAGCCAAGAAGAAACGACCUGCUAAAGGUAAAAAGGCAAAAGCAUCCGAAGCAGACGUGGCUGGGGAUGCAUCAAGUGUCAAAGCUGCCAAUGCAAACACUCCGAAACAAACGACGCCCAAGCAAGCGAAUAAGAGCACCCCGAAGAAGUCAGUUCAGCCAUCACCGAAGCAGACAGCGCAAAAGAAGCCAGCAUCUCAACAGAAACAAACGCCGCAAAUGCAACCACAAAUGCCACAACAGAAUCAGAUGGGUAAUCAAGGAAUGCAGCAGCAGGGUAUGCCACAACAGCAGCAGCAGCAACAGCCGACGAUGCAACAGAUGCAACAAGCUCAACAGUUGCAGCAGCAAUUCCAACAACAGAUCUUGCAAUCACUCACGCCUCAACAGCAACAGCAAGCCAUGGCUAUGCUCAGUCAACAAAACAUGGGCAAUGCGUUUGGAAUGCAACAAAAUAAUGGAAAUAAUGCAUUUGCCAAUCAGUUCAAUAACUUGAUGCAAGGUCAAAAUAACAAUUUCCAGCAGCUUCAGCAGCAACAGCAACAACAACAGCAGCAGCAACAGCAACAGCUUCAACAACAGAUGAUCAUCCAACGGGCUUUGCAACAGGCAGGCCUUCAACCUCAGAUGAACGCUGGAAACAACUUUGGUGGGAUGAAUUUGCAACACUUGCAGGCUUUCCUUGCUAUGCAGCAACAGCAACAACAGGGCAACAAUGCAGGCCAACAGCAACAACAACAGCAAUCUACCCAAACAUCCAAUCAACAAACAGGAACGGACGGAUUGCAACAAUUCAAUAAUCAAGAAUUACCUGUUGGCAUUGGCCUGAACAAUUUACCACAAAACUGGGGAGGAAUGAACUGAAAGGAGAGACACACAGUCGUGUAUGAAAAUUGUACUUUUAGGUUACCUUUACAAUGUACAGAAUCUAUUAUCCUACAUGAUGUUUGAGGAAGGCAUCCUUUGGAUAUUAUAUAAGCGUGUAUGAUACCGC